This is a messenger RNA of Trichomonas vaginalis G3, 549 nucleotides long. RefSeq names its product flavodoxin-like fold. NCBI's taxonomy places the organism in Eukaryota, Parabasalia, Trichomonadida, Trichomonadidae. The record is from RefSeq and is a predicted model, not a curated record. The coding region runs from base 1 to 549 and encodes 182 amino acids. The transcript has a single exon.
AUGAGUUUAAAGAACUCUAAGGUCCUGAUCAUCAUUGCCGGAUUUAGCAAUCCACCAAUGUCACAAGGCAUGUUGAAUGAGUCUCUUGGCUUGGAGGCAAAGAAGUAUCUUGAGCACAAAGGCCAUCAAGUCAAGGUUACACAAAUUGCCAAAGGAUACAAGGUCGAAGAAGAGAUUGAGAAGUUCAAAUGGGCAGAUGUAAUCAUCUUCCAGUCACAAACAUGGUGGAUCGGUCUUCCAAAUCCAGCUAAGAAGUAUAUCGAUGAAGUUCUUACUGCAUACAUACCAUUGAUUGAGCAGUACAAAGGAAAGAAGAAGAUCAUGGUGUCUGCAACAUUCGGUGCAUUGGAAGAGACAAUCCAUGACAAGAACACAUGCUACGAAGGACUUGGCGCAGAGCAAGUCUGGUGGCCAUUGUAUGCAGCAUUCGUUUACUCUGGAUUCGAGAAGCUUCCAAUGGUUGCAUACUUCAACUCGUUUAGCAGACACUUUGUCUAUCAGGAGAGAGUUGACAAACUCCAUGCACAUCUUGACAAAGUUUUCGUCUAA